AUGGCGAUAUGGCCGUUUGGUCGGAAAAGUAAGCGGCAUACCAUCCAGUUGGAUGCAGGUGCUAUGGGAGAUAUCCACCUGCCGCAGGAACUUCGUCAUAGUUUGGACAAUACUAAAGUGGGAAGAAAACCUUCACGCAAGCAGUCUAAGCGUCAAAAAAACAGGCAUUCGAACCCCGUUGUCGAUCUUUCGCACCCGUUGAAUGAAGCUUCGCCUCCUUCUACACAGCCCACUUUGCACCCUCCACCUACGCCAGACGGCGAGCAAGUUGGCCCUAUGAGAGGUACACGAGACCAACCUUCCCGGGUAGGCUACCGUCCCGAUGGCCAUGCCUCACGUUCUACUGUUGGUCAGGAUCAGCCUCCGCUACAUCGAAAUCCAUCGCUCUUGAAAUCUAAACGAAAUGAUAAUGGCCCCACGGUGUUGAGGAAGAAGCUGAGCAAGCGGAAAGCCUAUGAGAUCGCUAGAGAGCGGGAAAUCCGUCUGAUGGCCUCAUGUCCAAUUGAAAUUCCCUAUCGGUCAGCAACUUUACCUUUAGACCACCUGUCGGUGGAUACCAGACAACCCCCAAGGAGUCAUAGUCGACGUUCAGACCACCAUCAGUCAGAUGCCAGUCUUUCGUUCCGUGACUCAUCGUCUUCCAUGUCCGACCUUGUCGAAUCAUACACUUUCAAGGUGAACGGUUUCUCUGCUUGGACCCCUCGUCCUGUUAUCCGUUACGUAGAAGCCCCUCGAGUUCCGACCGCCAAAAGCCAGAAGACAUCCGAGGGUUCAACCCGGAAAGAAAAGACACCGGCUGUCUCCGUUUUCGAAGAGAGUGCUUGCUCAAGGAAAAGAGUAGAUAGGCUGGCAGAUGAUCUCGAUGCAGGUGCUUUAAGGGAGCUGUUAGAAAGAGAUCGUCGGCGAAGGGAGAGAAAACAGGUUGAAGACCAAGAAAAGCUGCAUCGCAAACUGCAACACGCCGCUGAACAACAGAAACUGGAAGCGGAACUCAUCUCGUCCCAUGAUCACCUAGAUGAAAAGCAGGUCCCAUCGGAGGUUCAGCGGGGUCGGCCAGGUGCUGGAAACCAAGCUGAGCUCGUUCGCGCCGGUGAAGAUACUUCCAAGGUAGACACGAUAAACUUUUUGCAGCCUGGCGAGCCCACUGAUUCUUGGUUGCGAGACGUUUCGAAAGACGCUGAUCGAAACGCCCAUGAAUCUCUCGAAAGUGCCCAUGUCAUAGGCAACGUCGUCGAUAGCUCUAUUCAGGGACAGAAGCUCGAUAUCCGACGUAGUUUUGCCCCAUCCCAAGAUAUGGGCAUGUCGCGAAGUACUUUGUCGCCUUCGCAGUCGCCGUCUCGACAUGGGCUCAACAGCCCAUCCUCGUCACAGGUCUAUGGAAUGGGCCGAGAGUCAGCCUCGGAUGUAUCGAGGACCGUCGAUUCUGAACGACGCCUGUCCGACAAUAGUGGGCGAAUGAAUAUGAUAUCGUCGAUUUUCAGACGAGGCAGUUCACGUCUCAAACGGAGAUACCGUGAACGUUUCCAAGAUCGGGGUUCAGAAAUCUCAAACACGUCACACGAAUCUUUCUUCAAGAUUUCCACCCAGUCAUCUGGACCACCGCCAUAUGUCCCUCCCAAGACAUUCCUUCACUCUGGUGCCAUCAAACGUUCACAAUCCAAGUUCACUGAACAUUUCGGGGAUGAGCCUCUUUCGCCCCCUGACUCACGACUUCAAUCACCUGAUAUCCCAGAAGAGCCUAUGGAUCAACUGGAGGUCGAAAAAGAAAAGACUAAUAUGCAUAUUGGCUCCCAGUAUCCCAUCCCCGAUUCCGAUUCGGAGCUGCAAGAUACCAAUGGAGACCGCCAUCAAUCCUGGGCUGGUGAAAGCCUUGAAUGUGAUGCGGAGAAUGUGCCCCUGUCCCAGUCGCUGGCAUCGAUCGACUCAGAAGGUUCUUGGAUGUCAGGGCAGUUCCUACGCCGCAUUUCUCAGAGGACUAGUAAUGCAGCUCGGCCCAGUCUUAGCUCCUCCAGGAACAGGUUGGAUGGAGGUAGUGAAAGCCCUACGAAGGGAGUUGAGGGGGUUGAUGAUGAUCAAUUAGUCAAAUUCAGUACCAACACUGAUGAGCCUGUCCGAGCCAGCCAUGCCAUCAGCGAGCAUGACAACGACUUUGAUAUGGUCCAGGCGCCGGAGCCCGCUGCAGAAACUUGGCAUGAUCAUGUUGCCAGGCGGCCGGUUCUCGUGAAUCCCAUUAUUCGACCAAAAUCAAACGAAGGGCUUCUGAACACUGUUCAAUCAUUGUCUCCCAUCUCUAGUCCUAUCGAGGAGCAUUCUGCUGAAUAUCAUUAUGUUGAAGAUAAUUGGAUAUGA
Aspergillus tanneri is the source of this 2349-nucleotide messenger RNA. RefSeq lists its product as uncharacterized. Lineage: Eukaryota; Fungi; Ascomycota; Eurotiomycetes; Eurotiales; Aspergillaceae. The transcript has a single exon. The record is from RefSeq and is a predicted model, not a curated record. The coding region runs from base 1 to 2349 and encodes 782 amino acids.